AGAGACUGAAUCCUAUUGCGGACGCCGAGGCUAGUUGUCUAUAUUUAGAAUUGUUUUUGUCUUAUCAUUUGACAACUUGUUUCCGGAAAUGUGGAAAUUUGUAGCCGACGCUGAAGUUAGAUUUUGAGAUAGCACCGACCUCGGCUUGGUGAUUAUUCUUUGUACAACAUACACAACAAACCAAGAUGAUGGAGAGAUGUAGAUCAGAAUGCAGAGAUUGCAGUAACCUAUGACUCAUGCAAAACUACAACCAACACUGGUCACACCCAAAACCUCAUUCCAUUUUCCCCAGACUGCAGUCCCCCCCAUGAGAUGUCAGUAGCAAUGGCACCUAAAUUUUCUUCAAUGUCUGGACCUUGCAGACUUUGCUUUAAGGCUGCCAAGUGGUUGCCAGUCCUUUUUAUUGUAACAGUUGUGGUAUGGUCAUACUAUGCCUAUGUCAUCCAGCUGAAUUUAUUCUCCAUUGACAGCAUCAUUGAAAAAAGUUUUUACUUAUUUGUUUACCACAUUCUGCUGUUCCUCUUCCUGUGGGCAUAUUGGCAGACAAUUUUCACAGAAAUUGGCAGAGUACCCAAACAGUUCCGACUACCGCCCUCUGAACUAGAAAGGUAUGAGGCUGCAGAAAGUGAUGAAGUUAGACGUGACAUAUUGGAGAGAUUUACUGAAAAGAACAAACUCCCUGUGUACAAUCGCACUAUGACAGGAGAUAUACGUUACUGUGAGAAAUGUGUCCAGAUCAAGCCAGACAGAAGUCACCACUGUUCAGUUUGUGGAGAGUGUGUGCUGAAGCUAGACCAUCAUUGCCCUUGGGUCAAUAAUUGUGUUGCCUUCACAAACUACAAAUUCUUUGUCUUAUUUUUGGGCUAUGCUCUUAUUUAUUGCCUCUUCAUUGCUGCAACCACUUUGCAAUAUUUCAUCAAAUCCUGGAAGAAUCAGUUGGGAGAAGUGUCAGGAAAGUUCCACAUACUGUUUGUCUUUUUUGUAUCCAUCAUGUUUGCAAUCAGUCUGGUAUCCUUGUUUGGAUACCACAUCUUCCUUGUUUCCAAGAACAGGUCCACUCUGGAGUCUUUCCGUGCACCGAUCUUCCGCCUGAGUCACACGUGGGUCCAAGACAAAGAUGGUUUUAGCUUGGGUGCAUACAACAACUUUCUGGAAGUGUUUGGCGACAACAAGAAGUUGUGGUUCCUGCCGGUAGCCACCAGUCUAGGCGAUGGUGUAAGUUACCCGGUGCGCGGCCAACAGCCCCCUUCUACUACUACUGCCACCACUACCCCAGUGCAAUCCUAUGGCAGCACACAGACCAGGGAACAUACUUGUGAUGAGAAUGCAUGCGCCGCUAAUGACCAUCCAGACACCAUAUAACCAAGAAAUAUACAGUAUUCAUAUAUGUUUGAGAAGGCUUCUUCAAUUGCAGUUUGCAGCCAUCAUUGUUUAUGCCAAAAGAAAUGUUCAAAAUAGAAGAAAAAAAGGAUUGCAGAUCUUGUUUGAUUAUUUGCAACUACUUGUAACGUGAAAACAGUUGUAUUACUGUAAUACCUGAAAUAUAUAUAUAUAUGAAAUACAAUCCUUGUAAAUUGUUACAAUAUCAACUUUGGAUGUGAUAUUUUAUACAUAUAAUUUUUUAUUGAUAAUUGAUCAACUUUGUCAGUAUAUAGUAUUUUUUAUAUAUGUGUAUAGAUGAAGAAUCUAUUACUAUGUGUAAACGUAUAUAAUUCUAUUGGAAUUAUAUUACAUUUAUUAGUUAUUCAGUUACAUUUUUCAAAAAAGAAAGAAAAAGUAUAUAUAUUUUAAUAUUAUUUGACAAAUUGCACAGCCCAACCACAUUUCCAGUACAAGUCUAUUAUCAUAUCUGCAAAAUUCUGUCUGCCAUUUUUUGGGGAUGGGAUAAUAUAUCUGAUAAAAAUUCUAAAAA
This is a messenger RNA of Penaeus vannamei (Pacific white shrimp), 1912 nucleotides long. RefSeq names its product palmitoyltransferase ZDHHC20-B. Gene Ontology annotation, molecular function: palmitoyltransferase activity. NCBI's taxonomy places the organism in Eukaryota, Metazoa, Arthropoda, Malacostraca, Decapoda, Penaeidae. The record is from RefSeq and is a predicted model, not a curated record.